This is a messenger RNA of Helianthus annuus (common sunflower), 660 nucleotides long. RefSeq lists its product as uncharacterized. Gene Ontology annotation, molecular function: nucleic acid binding. The record is from RefSeq and is a predicted model, not a curated record. NCBI's taxonomy places the organism in Eukaryota, Viridiplantae, Streptophyta, Magnoliopsida, Asterales, Asteraceae. The transcript has 2 exons. Gene Ontology annotation, biological process: DNA integration. The coding region runs from base 1 to 660 and encodes 219 amino acids.
AUGAUCAAAGAAGCCGUUAAGUCCGGGGAACUUGCUCACUUGGUGAAGGGAGUAAGGGACAAAAUGGCCGAAGGAAAGGGCAAGGAAGUCAACAUUGUGGAUUUCGAUGGAAAGGUUCCACACAAAAGGCAACGGUUGGAAGCUUGUGAGCUUCAGUGUGUUUGCUUCUCUCCAACGGAGAAAGACCCCCUUUCAAACCCUCUUGUGGUUGUGGCUAUUGUGGGAACGCUACAAACAAAUAGAGCAUACAUAGACACUGUUGCUGCCAUCGAAAUCAUGUUGGAGAAGUUCUUCAACCCCAAAGGUGGAGUAAAGUUCUUGUUGGUAGCCAUAGACUACUUCACCAAGUGGCCAGAGGUUAAACCACUUGCAAAAAUCACGGGCAAACAGGUCAUUGAUUUCGUUUGGGAAAACAUUAUUUGUCGUUAUGGAUUACCGGGAGUGCUUGUCACCGACAAUGGAAAGCAAUUUGCCGAGAAGCCUUUCAGUGUUUGGUGCAAAGAAUUCAGAAUCGCUCAGGUUUUCAGCUCAGUGGCAUAUCCACAGUCAAACGGUCAAGUUGAAAGGAUGAAUCGAGGCAUAGUUGAAGGAAUCAAAGCCAGAUUGGGAAGGUAUGAAAGCAAUUGGCUUGAAGAGUUGCCAAGUGUUCUAUGGGCAUAA